GCUACACUGAACAAUAACACAAGAUGGGAUUUAUCUUAUUUCUCAUAUUCUUCUUCCAAACAGUUGGAAAAUGUUCUGCGGGUGGUUACUGUGCUCACCAGGUGAAGACCAUACAAGUGACGGAAGGAGGAUCUGUUACCAUCCCUUGUACUUUAACAUAUCCCAAAGACUUGAAUAGUUUUGAAGUCAUUCAGUUUAUCUGGCAUGUAACAGAACACGGAGAGUGCUUCUCUUUAACAGCAAUGUAUAUUCCCAAACAAAACUUCACACAUGGUAAAUAUAAAGGGAGAGUUUCUAGGGUAAGGAAUCCUAAUGAAAACUGGGCAGAGUCAAUCACAAUCCAUGGACUGAAGAAGACCGAUGGUCCAGUAAUCUGUUGUCAAGUCGCCAUCAGAUAUAAGUAUGACUAAAGUAAUUUUUAUAGUUCAUAUGGAACACAUCUUCUCUUCACAGAUAACAUCUUUGUGGAUCAAUUGGAUGCUGUUCCUGCACUCCUUGGACAAAAUGUCACCAUCCCAUGCUCAAUUCAUAACCCAAAUGGAAUUAACAUUACUGUACAACAAGUUAAAUGGAGAAUAGGUAAAGGCUGCCCAAACAUAGAUAUAUUCUCCUCUGACAAGUCGCUUAUGAAUGGGCACUUCUCUAUGGUGGAUUAUCCUAAGGAUUUCUCCCUGCGUAUACAUAAUGUAGAAAAGAAUGAUCUGGAUACUUACUGCUGUUCGGUGAGAACCAGUGAAGGAGAAUUUAAAGUAAAACAUGGCACAGAGCUGGUGAUUGAAGGAUCAAGAGACAAUUUGGGAUCAAGUGUUCAUCAGCCACAAGCCUCUUCAGCCCACUUAGGAGGCUCGGCCACCAUUAAAUGUUCAUACAGCACAUUCAAUGAGAGAGAACCCAUGGAAACUACAAUUUAUUGGACAGCUGGCAGCCCUCAGGGACUUUUCGCUUUUCAUCCAGCUCAGGAUAUGAUUGAUUCAACGUACAGAGGAAGAACAAAGCUGACAAACAAUACAGAUUUGCAAAUAACAGGGGUACAAGUAAAUGAUGACACUGUAUAUUAUUGCUUGGUGAUGCUCAAAUUCUGUGUUGUAAAUCCCAUUUUACGUACAAAUAUCAACUAUGGAAUUGGAACCAGAUUAAGAAUAAGAGAGUUCAUUUCUUCGCAAUGGCCUUUCUAUGUUAUCCUUGCGGUCCGAUUCACUGUGUUCUGCAUUGUUAUUAUCUGUGGUAUUCUUGGAUAUAGGGGCAUCAAAAGAAUUACUGCAGUAAGCAAAAGUGGAUAGAGAAUGAAUCAAAGAAUCAACUUUCGUCGUAUCAGGAGAAACUGUACAGAUUCUGUAAGGAUUUUCUUCACCAAAGUAACAUAAUUUUAGAGAGGUUUGAAGAAAGAAAAUGUGAUCGAAACUUAUUGAAAAAACUUGUGGGUGAUGUCUUUGAAGACAACUUUUUGUAAAAUGAAGAAAAGUAAUAAUGACAAUAAUGGAUUAUUUUUUUCUUUUUAUUACAAAGUAUAGUACUAAAAUUAAGGACAAUUGAGUCUCUUCUAAAGAAAAGCUGAUUCUAAUUCAUGCCCUUUUAAUAUCGAUAAUAAUGUUAAUAUUUUUGUGCCUU
Pelobates fuscus (common spadefoot toad) is the source of this 1608-nucleotide messenger RNA. RefSeq lists its product as uncharacterized. Gene Ontology annotation, biological process: B cell receptor signaling pathway; B cell differentiation. Lineage: Eukaryota; Metazoa; Chordata; Amphibia; Anura; Pelobatidae. Bases 627 to 1280 code for a protein of 217 amino acids. The transcript has 6 exons. The record is from RefSeq and is a predicted model, not a curated record. Gene Ontology annotation, cellular component: external side of plasma membrane; B cell receptor complex.